AUGUCCCCAACCCUGCUCAAGAGUGACCUGGGUCGCCUCUGCACCUACUUGGAGGAACUGGAGGCCACGGAGCUGAAGAAGUUCAAGUUAUACCUGGGGACUGCGACAGAAAUGGGGGAGGGCAAGAUCCCCUGGGGGCGGAUGGAACCGGCGGGUCCCCUGGAAAUGGCUCAGCUGCUGGCGGCUCAUUUCGGGCCGCGGGAGGCCUGGCUGCUAACCCUCGGCAUCUUUCAGCGGAUCAACAGGAAGGACCUGUGGGAGAGAGGCCAGAGAGAGGACCUAGGGAGGGACGCUCCACCUGGUACCCCACCCUCACUGGGCAGCGAGUCAGCAUGUUCUCUGGAAGUCUUGCCUGCCGCUCCAAGAAAAGAUCCCCAGGAAACCUACCGGGACUUCGUCCGCAGGAAAUUCCGGCUCAUGGAAGAUCGCAACGCGCGCCUGGGGGAGUGCGUCAACCUCAGCCACCGGUACACGCGGCUCCUCCUGGCGAAGGAACACUCCAGCCCCAGGGGGGCCCAGCAGAAGCUCUUAGACACAGGCCGGGGACAUGCGGGGACCGCCGGCCAGCCGGCCAGCCUCAUCCAGAUCGAGGCCCUCUUCGAGCCAGAUGAAGAGCGCCCGGAACCCCCGCGCACCGUGGUCCUGCAGGGCGCGGCGGGCAUGGGCAAAUCCAUGCUGGCCCACAAAGUGAUGCUCGACUGGGCCGACGGGAAGCUCUUCCAAGACAGAUUCGACUACGUCUGCUACAUCAACUGCCGGGAGUUGAACCUGGGCACCGCAGAGCGCAGCGCGCGAGACCUCCUGGCCGGCUGCUGGCCCGAGCCCUGCGCGCCUCUCCAUGAGCUCGUCCGUGUGCCUGAGCGUCUCCUCGUCAUCAUGGACGGCUUUGACGAGCUCAGACCCUCCUUCCAUGACCCGCAGGGCGCCUGGUGCCUCUGCUGGGAGAAGAAAGUGCCCGCAGAGGUCCUCCUGGGCAGCCUGAUUCGUAAGAAGCUCCUGCCAGAGCUGUCUCUGCUCAUCACCACACGGCCCACCGCUCUGGCCAAGCUCCAGCGUUCGCUCGAGCAUCCCAGGCAUGUGGCGAUCCUGGGUUUCUCCGAGGCCGAGCGCAAGGAGUACUUCCACAGGUAUUUCCACGACGGGGAGCAGGCCGGACAGGUCUUCAGCUUCGUGAGAGAGGACGAGCCCCUCUUCACUCUAUGCUUUGUCCCCAUGGUGUGCUGGGUGGUCUGCACCUGCCUCAAGCAGCAGCUGGAGGGCGGGGGGCUCUUAAGACAGAGGUCGAGGACCACCACGGCCGUGUACCUGCUCUACCUCCUGAGUCUGAUGCAACCCAAGCCGGGGACCCCCACCCUGCCGUCCCCGCCCAACCGGAGGGGGCUGUGUGCCCUGGCGGCCCACGGCCUCUGGGAACAGAAGAUCCUCUUUGCGGAGCGCGACCUCCGGGAGCACGGCCUGGACGCGGCCGACGUCUCUUCCUUCCUCAACAUGAACAUCUUCCAGAAGGACAUCAACUGCGAGACGCUCUACAGUUUCAUCCACCAGAGUUUCCAGGAGUUCUUCGCGGCCAUGCACUACGUCUUGGAUGAUGGAACGAGCGGGUCCGGCCCCAAGCGGGACCUCAGCAGGUUGCUGACGGAGUACGCCUUCUCCGAGAGGAGCUUCUUAGCCCUCACAGUCCGUUUCCUGUUUGGACUCCUGAACGAGGAGACCAGGAGCUACCUGGAGAAGACGCUGGGCUGGAAGGUCUCGCCUGGCGUCAAGACCGAGCUGCUCGAGUGGAUCCGCCGCAAGGCUCUGAGCGAGGGGUCCACCCUGAAGCGGGGCGCCCUGGAGGUCUUCAGCUGCCUGUACGAGCUCCAGGAGGAGGAAUUCAUCCAACAAGCCCUCAGCCACUUCCAGGUGGUCGUGGUCAACAACAUCACCACCAAGAUGGAACACAUGGUGUCCUCCUUUUGUGUGAAGAGCUGCAGGAAUGCCGAGGUGCUGCAGCUGUUCGCAGCUGCCUACCAAGCCGAUGGAGAGGACGGGGUGAGGUGGCCCCUGGCAACGUCCCCCGAGAGGCACGUUUUACCCGACAUCUACAGCGAACAGCUGGCUGCUGCCCUCAGCACCAACCCCAGCCUGGUGGAGCUGGCUUUGCACAGCAACGCCCUGGGAAGCCGGGGGGUGAAGCUGCUAUGUCAAGGACUCAGACACCCCAACUGCAGACUGCAGAACCUGAGGCUGAAGAGAUGCCGAGUUUCCAGCUCCGUCUGCGGGGACCUGACGACCGCGCUGAUCGCCAACAAGCACUUACUGAGGAUGGACCUCAGUGGCAAUGACCUGGGGCUGCCGGGCAUGCAGCUGCUUUGCCGGGGGCUCCGGCACCCCAAGUGCAGGCUGCAGGUGGUGCAACCCGUUGNGCUGGCCUCUGUGCUCAGCACCAGUCGCCAUCUGCUGGAGCUGGACCUGACAGGAAAUGCACUGGAAGAUGCGGGCCUGAGGCUCCUGUGUCAAGGUUUGAGGCACCCAGUCUGUAGGCUGCGGAUUUUGUGGCUCGGCAUUUGCCGGCUCAGCUCUGCGGCCUGUGAGGGUCUCUCUGUUGUGCUGGGGCUCAGCCCCCACCUUCGGGAGCUGGACCUGAGCUUUAAUGACCUGGGGGACCGCGGCAUGUCCUUGCUGUGUCAGGGGCUGCGACACCCCACCUGCAGACUCCAGAAGCUCUGGCUCGACAGCUGCAGCCUCACGGGCAAAGCGUGUGAGGACAUUUCCUCCGCCCUGGGCGUCAACCAGACCCUCACAGACCUUUAUCUGACCAACAAUGCCCUGGGGAACACAGGUGUCAGGCUGCUAUGCAAGAGGCUGAGCGACCCGGGUUGCAAGCUCCGAGUCCUCUGGUUGUUUGGCAUGGACCUGAAUAAAAUGACCCACCGAAGUUUGGCGGCACUUCGAGUGACAAAACCUUACUUAGACAUUGGCUGCUGAGUGGCUGAAGCUGCUGGUUCUUCACUUAAAGUCAGGACAGAAGAGGACCGUCCAGGACCCGUGAAUCAACGAUGAUCUCUGUCUCUUUACUUCCUCAAGACAAGACCCUCUGCAGGAUAAUCUUUGCUGCUUGGGGUCUGUGCGAUCCCUGUGCAAGAGGGUGCAAUUUUAGUUUGGAGAGUUGGUGCUACGGAGAGAAUCCAGGGCAGGGUCCCAGAUGAUUCUAGAACAGAAGCUCUCAACUGAGGGUGAUUUUUGUCAGUACCCCCAACCUCCCCUCUCCCAGGACACUCGGCAUUGUCACAGGACACUGGGCUGGGGAGAGUUGUUGGCAUCUUGUGAAG
Messenger RNA from Odocoileus virginianus texanus, 3311 nucleotides. The record is from RefSeq and is a predicted model, not a curated record. Lineage: Eukaryota; Metazoa; Chordata; Mammalia; Artiodactyla; Cervidae.